GCUUCUCGGCUUGAUGAUGGCAGUGCAGCUGCUCAUUCAACAUGAUGGCUUGUGUUUUCACUGCUGGGGCUUUGCUGCUUGUUUUGCUGACUGGUUCAAGUUACAGCCGCCCUGUGAAGAAAGAUAAUAAUCCCAGCUCAAGCAGCAGUCAUGGUGCAAACCCUCCUGUUGGCUCAAAUUGGGUAAUGCCUUCCUAUGGUAGAUAUGCCCCUUCAGCUACUGAUUCGGGGGCUCUCUCAAAUCCAGCUCCUGCACAAGCUGUCCCAGACAAAAAAUAUACUUAUUCGCAACCCACUGGGCAGAAACAACCUAACGCUGCUGCACCUGUACCUCCAGGCUACGCUUUUCAACCAGCCACUAUCCAAGAGGGCCCCUCAUCCUGGGCUGUUGACCCUCCUAGGCUUCCUUCUGGUAGCGCUCAACGGGUGUCCAGUGGCCCUGAUCCUCUUGCCUCCAGCUAUGUCAGCCCUUAUUAUCCACAGUACCAGGGAGGUGAAUUGUCAAAAUAUGAAGGCGACUUUGAGCACAGCAACUCUGAAUCUGAGACUGAAACAUCAGGCUUCCAGCCAUACCCUUACUUUGACAAUGUUCAAGCCCAACCACAGUUCACCAGUGAUGUUCAGCCUCCAUUCUAUGGCCGUAGCUGGCCUUUUCUUCCUUAUCCGUAUGACUACAUGUUCAUGACCGGCCAGUAUCCUGCAGGCACACUCACUCACUCGAGCCAAAGCUCUGAGCAGGGAGCAGACCAGUGGCAAGACUCACACUACAUUAGGGACCACGUUCCCAGAACUCGGCAGGCUGAGAUGGUACCUCAGACCUACAAGCAGCCCAGCCAAUCUGUGGCACAAAGCACUGGCAGUGUAUACUAUCCCUACCAAAGAAUUGGUCAGGCAGCUCAAUAGGUGGACAUGGAAUGAGCACGGUUGGCUACUAAAUUGAUCCCGGCACACCUGUCUGUGGUUUCAAUAAAGAUCUCUUUAACUUCA
This is a messenger RNA of Labrus mixtus (cuckoo wrasse), 986 nucleotides long. RefSeq lists its product as uncharacterized. The transcript is spliced from 5 exons. The record is from RefSeq and is a predicted model, not a curated record. NCBI's taxonomy places the organism in Eukaryota, Metazoa, Chordata, Actinopteri, Labriformes, Labridae. Bases 42 to 902 code for a protein of 286 amino acids.